AUGAGCUCUAGCUCCAGCUCCAACGCCAACCCCUUCCCUUGGGGUAUUGGCUGGAGGGCCUUCUUCCUCGGGUGGUCGGCUGGUGAUCGCACCAAGUUCGAGAACACCAUGGAGGUGUGCUCGAACUUCGGCUUCAUGCCUGACAUGCAGAAGGAAUCUAAUGCAGUGCUCAUGAAGGCCACUGCAGAAGAGCUGAAGACGCUGAUUCUUGACCUAGUGAAGGGCGCGAUGGCAGUUGACAUCAUUCGCUGGGCCAUGAAUCAGGCCGUCUCCCUCGACGCUAAACAGAGGAAGAAGUGGUGCAAGUACAAGAACUACUGGGCUCCUAAUGACCGUCGUGCCGCAGUGUACUGGGAGACGGCUAUCGCGCCGCUGACGGCCAUCGAUGGGGAGCCUAAGGAGGAGGAAGAAGCGGUGCAGAUGCUAGCGAGGGCGCCGGAGCCAGUCGUCGUACCUGGCAGAUCGACCUCGACCUCGACUCCGCCGAGGACGACGACAACGACCCGCCGGCCCGCACGGUGA
This is a messenger RNA of Aegilops tauschii subsp. strangulata, 522 nucleotides long. The record is from RefSeq and is a predicted model, not a curated record. Lineage: Eukaryota; Viridiplantae; Streptophyta; Magnoliopsida; Poales; Poaceae.